This is a messenger RNA of Humulus lupulus (European hop), 998 nucleotides long. RefSeq names its product probable calcium-binding protein CML45. Lineage: Eukaryota; Viridiplantae; Streptophyta; Magnoliopsida; Rosales; Cannabaceae. Bases 23 to 661 code for a protein of 212 amino acids. The record is from RefSeq and is a predicted model, not a curated record. The transcript has a single exon. Gene Ontology annotation, molecular function: calcium ion binding; enzyme regulator activity.
UAUAUGCUAAGUAAUUGUCACUAUGGAGAUGAAUGUAUUCAUGGCCAAAUUUCCCAUAAUCAGUUUAAUGGUGAUUAGCUUUGUCAUAAUGCUGCGAGACUUUUUUUCAAUGCUAAGGUAUGUUCCAAAGCUAUUUCACCGUUUCAUUUGUUCUAACGUCGAAUAUUAUGAGAAGCAAUUGUGCAUAUUGGAUCUGAUGGUAGCAGCUAAAGCUAUGCUACUUAAUAAGAGGACUAACUACGCCGCUGUUGCUGAUGAUGGUGGUGAUCAUCAAACGCAGAAUGAACUUGGUCGUUUUGAUGCAAAAAAAGACAACAAAAUGUGUUUAGGAGAUGUGAAAAGGGUCAUAAUGGAGGAAUUAGUACUGCUAGAGAGUGACGAAACGACAACGUUUUGUGGGGAAGAGGAAGGAGAUUAUGAAGAAGAUCAUGGCGAGGAAGUGAAUCGGGAAGAACUGAGGGAAGCUUUUGGUGUGUUUGAUGAGAAUAAAGAUGGGUUUAUUGAUGCAAGAGAAGUGAAGAGAGUUUUACAUGAAUUGGGUUUUAUGGAACCUUCUGAAGCCGAAUGCCAAUCCAUGAUCAGAACUUUCGAUAAAAAUCAAGAUGGAAAGAUCAAUUUUGAAGAAUUUGUUGAAAUAAUUGAAGCGGAUACCUUUCACUAAAUGGGUCAGAACUUCAUCAAGUGUCACACCCAAAUAAAAUCAUCACUAAGUUCUUUAUCCUCCAAUCAUGGCUUUUUAAGAUUCGUCUCUUCGCACAUGUCUACCUGAUGAGGAGCUAUUGCUAUUUUUGUUUUAUUGUUUUCUUUUCAAGUUUUUUUUUUUUUUGCGAGUGUAAAAAAAAUCAGAACAAUAUGUUAGGUUUUCUGCAUUCUUUAAUUAUGAUGGUGAUCUCACUCUUGGUAGAUCACUCCGAUGUGUUUGCAAUUUGUCCAAGCCCUCUUUCUAAAAAGGAAAUUUACUCAUUUUGAACAUUGUCUUCCAAAGUAUGGUUUUGUUA